AGUCGAAGACGUUACUUCUCCCGAAAGGUUUACGACGGCGCCGGUGAAAGAAUGUCGAUGACAAGCUUGUCAACGAAGUCUCGAAGACAAGAAGAUGUUGUCAUUGAGGGAUGGCUUCACAAGAAAGGAGAGCACAUUCGAAACUGGAGACCAAGAUACUUCAUGAUAUUCAAUGAUGGAGCCUUACUUGGAUUUCGAGCAAAGCCUAAGGAAGGACAACCGUUUCCUGAGCCAUUGAAUGAUUUUAUGAUCAAGGAUGCAGCGACAAUGUUAUUCGAAAAACCACGACCUAACAUGUUCAUGGUAAGAUGCCUUCAGUGGACAACUGUCAUUGAGCGAACAUUCUAUGCGGAGUCGGCAGAAGUUCGUCAGCGUUGGAUUCAUGCUAUUGAGAGCAUUUCAAAAAAAUACAAAGGCACAAAUGCAAAUCCACAAGAGGAAUUAAUGGAAACCAAUCAGCAGCCAAAAAUUGAUGAAGACAGUGAAUUUGCUGGUGCAGCGCAUGCAAUUAUGGGUCAACCAUCUUCGGGACACGGUGAUAAUUGUUCAAUUGACUUCAGAGCGUCUAUGAUUAGUAUUGCUGACACCAGCGAAGCUGCUAAAAGAGACAAAAUCACAAUGGAAGAUUUCGAUUUUCUCAAAGUGCUCGGUAAAGGAACAUUCGGAAAAGUUAUCUUGUGCAAGGAAAAGCGUACUCAAAAGCUUUAUGCCAUCAAAAUUCUCAAAAAAGAUGUAAUCAUUGCUCGCGAAGAAGUUGCUCACACUUUGACAGAAAAUCGAGUUCUUCAAAGAUGCAAGCAUCCGUUCCUUACGGAACUGAAAUACUCGUUUCAAACAAACGAUCGUCUGUGUUUCGUAAUGGAGUUUGCCAUUGGCGGUGAUCUCUAUUAUCAUCUAAAUCGAGAAGUGCAGAUGAACAAAGAGGGUUUCUCAGAACCUCGAGCCCGUUUCUAUGGCUCUGAGAUCGUCCUUGCUCUCGGAUAUCUUCAUGCAAAUAGCAUUGUUUAUCGAGAUUUGAAGCUUGAAAAUUUGCUUCUUGACAAAGAUGGACAUAUUAAAAUUGCGGAUUUUGGAUUAUGUAAAGAAGAAAUCAGUUUUGGUGACAAAACAAGUACUUUCUGUGGAACUCCGGAGUAUCUUGCACCAGAGGUUCUUGAUGAUCAUGACUACGGACGUUGUGUUGAUUGGUGGGGAGUUGGAGUUGUGAUGUACGAGAUGAUGUGUGGAAGGCUUCCAUUUUAUUCGAAGGAUCAUAAUAAACUAUUCGAACUUAUCAUGGCUGGUGAUCUAAGGUUCCCAAGCAAGUUGAGUCAAGAAGCUAGAACUUUGCUCACCGGACUUCUUGUCAAAGAUCCAACUCAGCGAUUGGGUGGUGGACCCGAAGAUGCAUUGGAGAUUUGUAGAGCAGACUUUUUCCGUACUGUCGAUUGGGAAGCAACGUACAGAAAAGAAAUCGAGCCACCAUAUAAGCCAAAUGUGCAGUCAGAAACUGAUACUAGUUACUUUGAUAAUGAAUUCACAUCUCAACCAGUUCAACUGACACCGCCUAGUAGAAGCGGAGCCCUUGCUACAGUCGAUGAGCAAGAAGAAAUGCAAUCAAACUUCACACAAUUCUCAUUCCACAAUGUUAUGGGAAGUAUCAAUCGAAUUCAUGAAGCAAGUGAAGACAACGAAGAUUAUGAUAUGGGAUAAUUUGACACCACAAUGGCUUGAAUUUAAUUAAUUGCGAUUUUAGCCUGUUUUGCAGACUGUAGAAAACUGACCCCUUUGUCUGACAUUCAGAUAUCCUUUUUUAAACAAAUAUUUAGUCGUUACAGUGACUAUAUUUUGAUCUAUUCUCAGUAAAUAUCGAAUUAAAAUGAGAAAUCUCUUUGUUUUCAUCUCUUCCUGUUCUGCCUCCUUCCCUUUGUAUACUAUCCUUUUUAUUCACCUGAGACCGUAGUUCUUUCCAUUUCAAAAUUCCAUCAUCGUUUUGUAAUAUUACUCACAAGCUACGGUUGUGAAAACCAAAUAGCGCCAUCAUUCGUGGAUGUACUAUGUUCCUAUAUCAUAUCCAACAAUCCAAAUGAAAGAAUUUUAUCCUCGU
Caenorhabditis elegans is the source of this 2086-nucleotide messenger RNA. It is a transcript of the gene akt-1, whose product is annotated as Serine/threonine-protein kinase akt-1. The coding region runs from base 52 to 1692 and encodes 546 amino acids. Gene Ontology annotation, biological process: regulation of gene expression; determination of adult lifespan; insulin receptor signaling pathway. The transcript is spliced from 9 exons. Gene Ontology annotation, molecular function: protein kinase activity; protein serine kinase activity; phosphatidylinositol-3,4,5-trisphosphate binding. Gene Ontology annotation, cellular component: neuronal cell body; protein kinase complex; plasma membrane. The record is from RefSeq and is marked reviewed. NCBI's taxonomy places the organism in Eukaryota, Metazoa, Nematoda, Chromadorea, Rhabditida, Rhabditidae.